Molecule: messenger RNA, 3262 nt
Organism: Sapajus apella (tufted capuchin)
Lineage: Eukaryota; Metazoa; Chordata; Mammalia; Primates; Cebidae
Gene: TESK2
Product: testis associated actin remodelling kinase 2
Exons: 11
Coding region: 576-2294 (572 amino acids)
Biological process (GO): protein phosphorylation; actin cytoskeleton organization
Cellular component (GO): cytoplasm; nucleus
Molecular function (GO): ATP binding; protein serine/threonine kinase activity
Source: RefSeq, a predicted model, not a curated record
GCCCAUUGUGCCCACCCUCAUACCACGUGGCAUUCCUAGCGCUAAUUGGGCAAUUCCACUAGCUCGUUUAUCAGGAGUUGACGGUUGAUUGGCUACUCUGAGGGAGGGCUUGAGGGGGGCGUGGCCAGCCGAGACCCCGCCUCCGGCCCCCCUGCUGGGCCGGGCAGGCGUUUCAGUCUCUCGCGGCCCGGGAGCUCAGCAGCGCUACCAGUUGCCUUCUUGGUUUCUCUGGUCGGAUUGUCCUCCUGGCCCCGCCAAACAGGCGGGGGGAGCGGCCCCGACUGUGGGGCCAUGGCAGUAGCCUCCUCGUUCUCCGCCGCCGCUAGCUCCGCUGAGUCGCCGGCUUCUGCGCGAGGGACUCCCACCGCCUCCGCAGGCUAAGGAGCCGCUGCCACCACCGAGCUGUGAGGGUUACUAUGCUCCCUCUUUGCCGCCGCCUCCCCCUCCUGCCCGAGCAGGCACCCCUCUGGCUGCUCAGUCCUGCCUCAGUGUCAAACCAGAAGAGAAGUAAAAUUCAGCAAAAAUUUAUAUGUGGAGUUCCUUCUUAAAAGAAGAAAAAGGUGAUUAUUGAGACUAUGGAUCGGAGCAAACGGAAUUCAAUUGCGGGAUUUCCUCCACGUGUAGAGCGUCUUGAAGAGUUUGAAGGAGGUGGUGGAGGAGAUGGAAAUGUGAGCCAGGUCGGAAGAGUUUGGCCAUCUUCAUAUAGAGCUCUUAUAAGUGCCUUUUCCAGACUGACGCGUUUGGAUGAUUUCACCUGUGAAAAAAUAGGGUCUGGCUUCUUUUCUGAAGUGUUCAAGGUACGACACCGAGCUUCUGGUCAGGUGAUGGCUCUUAAGAUGAACACGUUGAGUAGUAACCGGGCAAACAUGCUGAAAGAAGUACAGCUCAUGAAUAGACUCUCACAUCCCAACAUCCUCAGGUUCAUGGGUGUGUGUGUUCAUCAAGGACAACUGCAUGCACUUACAGAGUAUAUCAACUCCGGGAACCUGGAACAGUUGCUAGACAGUAACCUGCAUUUGCCUUGGACUGUGAGGGUAAAACUGGCCUAUGACAUAGCAGUGGGCCUCAGCUACCUUCACUUCAAAGGCAUUUUUCAUCGGGACCUCACAUCUAAGAACUGCCUGAUAAAGAGGGAUGAGAAUGGUUACUCUGCAGUGGUAGCUGACUUUGGCCUGGCUGAGAAGAUCCCCGAUGUCAGCAUGGGGAGUGAGAAGCUGGCCGUGGUGGGUUCCCCAUUCUGGAUGGCACCUGAGGUUCUCCGAGGUGAGCCCUAUAAUGAGAAGGCGGAUGUGUUCUCUUAUGGUAUCAUCCUCUGUGAAAUCAUCGCCCGCAUCCAGGCCGAUCCGGACUACCUUCCCCGCACAGAGAAUUUCGGGCUGGACUAUGACGCUUUCCAGCACAUGGUGGGAGACUGUCCCCCAGAUUUUCUGCAGCUCACCUUCAACUGCUGUAAUAUGGACCCCAAACUGCGCCCAUCCUUUGUGGAGAUUGGGAAGACCCUGGAGGAAAUUCUAAGCCGCCUACAGGAAGAAGAUCAGGAGAGGGAUAGGAAGCUGCAGCCCACAGCCAAGGGACUCUUGGAGAAAACACCUGGGGUGAAGCGACUAAGCUCACUGGAUGACAAGAUCCCCCACAAGUCACCAUGCCCGAGACGUACCAUCUGGCUGUCUCGAAGCCAGUCAGACAUCUUUUCCCGAAAGCCCCCACGUACAGUGAGCGUCUUGGACCCAUACUACCGUCCACGAGAUGGUGUUGCCCGCACCCCCAAAGUCAACCCUUUUAGUGCUCGCCAGGACCUCAAGGGGGGCAAGAUCAAGUUUUUUGACCUGCCCAGCAAGUCUGUCAUCUCUCUGGUAUUUGACUUGGAUGCACCAGGGCCCGGAACUAUGCCCCUGGCUGACUGGCAGGAGCCCCUGGCCCCACCUAUUCGCCGGUGGCGUUCCUUGCCUGGUUCACCUGAGUUCUUGCAUCAAGAGGCUUGUCCAUUUGUGGACCGGGAAGAAUCGCUAUCUGAUGGGCCCCCACCACGCCUAAGUAGUCUCAAGUACAGAGUAAAAGAGAUCCCACCAUUCCGGGCAUCUGCCCUACCAGCUGCUCAAGCCCAUGAGGCUAUGGACUGCUCCAGUCUCCAGGAAGAAAACGGUUUUGGGUCCAGGCCCCAGGGGACCAGUCCACACCCUGCAGGUGCUUCUGAGGAGAUGGAGGUAGAAGAAGAAAGGCCAGCAGGCUCAACUACAGCUACCUUCUCCACCUCAGGCAUAGGCCUGCAGACCCAGGGAAAGCAGGAUGGGUGAGGGGAGUUUAGUCCCUGUCUCACCUUGGGGAUGGACUUUCAACUGAAACCAUAUGGCCCCGCAAGUGCACAGCCUUGACUCUUCCCUGGAGCCCACAGAGUAGGCAGGCUAGGCCAAGCCAGGCUCAACUUCUGGGCUCCCAGUGCCCAUUGGCUGUGUAUGAUGGGGAGGCAGCAGUGAGAGGCCUUCCUAGUUAGGGCCAACAGCUGAUACCAAGCCUCUGAAAUCCAGCAAGGAGGUCUGCCUCCCACCAGACCUCCCAGUGCACUUCCCUAGGCAGGACCAGAGGAUGUCUAGUUCUAGGCUGGGCUGGCAGGUAGCUAUUACCCAGGUUCUUUCCCCACCCCAGGUCUGUCUCUUGUCCUUUCUUGGGGCAUAUAAGCUACUGAGUGGAAUAUGGAGCUUACCAGGAGGCCAUAAUGGGCAUGGCUGUUUCCCAGACCUGAAGAUUGGGGUGCUUCUUGCCAGUAUGUCUAAGACACUUGAGUAAUUGCUGUUUGCACUGACUGCAUGGUCAGACCACGUCACUACAUUUCUAUGUAAGGGGAGGGCAAGGCAGCGUGGUGGUCAUGGCUCUUAGCUAACCUAUUCAAAGACCUUUUCCAGUUGAUUAAUCUAUUUUCGUAUUUAUAAAGAAGUCUUAAUGUUCUGCCCCGUAAGACUUUCAACCUUGUGGUUGGGAGUGGGGCUGGUUUUGUAGGCCCUAGGGCCUGCUUCUAUGUAUUUGUCAACAUGUGAUACAUUCAAUUGGUUAAAUGGUUUAUACAUGGACUGAUUUUCUUCCCUUCCUGCUAUGGCUGGAGAUUUGGGAACAGUCUUUCCUUACAGAGCUGCAAUAAGAAAUAACCAAAGAUGAAGCUGGUCAAAUAUUUUCAUAACUUGCUUCUGUUGAUUUUUUUUUUUUUUUUUUUUUUUUUGCAAACUUUCCCAAAACAUUUUCAGACUUAAAAAUAAAGUUGGUGUUACAG